GCAUCACACGACACACAGUGUGACAGAGUGAAGUUCUCCCCCCUUCACUCACUCACCCUCCCCUCCUCUCUCUCUCUCUCUCUCUACAUUAUUUUUAAUAAUUAUUAUAAGGAGUAUUAUUAUUAUUAUUCAGAUUCACACAAUAUCAUCAAUAACCACGAGUUUUGUUUACCCUACAAAGAAAAAUAACCAGCUGAGUCUUUGUGCACCACCACCGCCCUUCCUUUUCUUCCUGCUGCUAGCCCUACACACGGAGAGAGAGAGGCCCUUCCGAGAGAGAGAGAGGGACAGAGAGUACUGUAUCUUUUCUGUAUGUGUGAGAGGAUAUAAUGCAUGUCUGGAGAAAGAGAGAGAUAAAACAAGAAUUUUGCAAGGGAAAUCUGAGGCAGGGUUUUGGCAGACCCAGUAAUUGGAGAAAAAAACACUUAACAUUAUAAACUACUGACCCACUACACUCCUCCACUAUCACUCUCACUCUCACUCACUACUUAGGAUUUUCCUGUUAAAGCCUGCUCAAAGUAUCGUAGCAUAAAACCCGGGAGAGCCCUCGCUUCCGUUGGAGGAGAGAGAUCGAUCAGGAUUAGAUCCACACACAUAUUUAUAUGUAUAACAUUAUUACGUAGGAGAGAGAAAAAAAAAAGAAAAACCUUAACCUAGGGAGAGAAGUGAUUUGUAGCAAAGCCAAGUGAACAAAACAAAACAACGAGUAAAAGAGGACUAGGUAAGAAAGUUAAUUUGUGAAGGAUAAGAUAUACCAAGAGAUCUAGAGAGAGAGAGAGAGAGAGAGAGAGAGAGAAUGGAAGGUGGUGGUGCCAAUGGCACCUGUAGUAUGAUGGCCUUUGGAGAAAACAGCAGUAAUGGAGGAGGAAUGUGUCCAAGGAUGAUGAUGCCUCUAAUGACUUCCUCACAUCAUGCUCAUCACUCUCAUCAUCACCUUCAUCAACAUCAUAUGAAUCUUAAUCCUAAUGCAGACACGCAUGAUACUAGUACGACUCAUCAGUUUCGCCAGCUUCCCCAGCUUCCCCAGCUGCCUCCGUCCAACAACCAUCACGACCACCAAAACCCCCAUAACACUAGUGGCGGCUCCUCCUUCCUUCUCCACAACCCAGCUGCAGCUGCCGCCUCCUAUUUCAUGGACAACAACAACAAUGAUGGUGUUGGCGGCAGCUCUUCUUCUUCGCCUUCAACUGUCAAGGCUAAGAUCAUGGCUCAUCCUCACUAUCACCGUCUCUUGGCCUCCUAUAUCAACUGUCAAAAGGUUGGUGCGCCGCCUGAAGUGGUGGCGAGACUGGAAGAAGCGUGCGCAUCGGCGGCGACUGUAGGUCAAAUGGUGAGUAGUAGUAGUGAAUCAGGAUCUCUCGGUGAAGAUCCAGCUCUGGAUCAGUUCAUGGAGGCCUAUUGCGAGAUGCUUACCAAGUAUGAGCAAGAAAUCUCUAAACCCUUCAAGGAAGCCAUGAUCUUCCUCCAAAGAAUCGAGUCCCAAUUCAAAGCGCUCACUCUUUCUUGUUCUUCUGAUUCUGCAGUUUUUAUGCCAUUAGGUUAUGGCGAUGGAAUUGAUAGGAACCAUGUAUCAUCUGAGGAAGAGGUUGAUGUUAAUAACAACUUCAUAGAUCCCCAAGCGGAAGACAGGGAGCUUAAAGGGCAGCUAUUGCGCAAGUACAGUGGAUAUUUGGGUAGUUUGAAGCAGGAGUUCAUGAAGAAACGGAAGAAAGGGAAGCUGCCUAAAGAAGCCAGGCAACAGUUGCUAGAUUGGUGGAGUCGACAUUACAAAUGGCCUUAUCCAUCGGAAUCACAGAAACUAGCUCUUGCAGAAUCAACAGGGCUGGACCAGAAGCAGAUAAACAACUGGUUCAUCAACCAAAGGAAGCGACAUUGGAAGCCGUCAGAGGAUAUGCAGUUUGUGGUGAUGGAUGCUAGCCACCAAGGCCACUAUUACAUGGACAGUGUCAUGGGAAAUCCAUUUCCCAUGGAUAUCUCUCCCACAUUGCUCUGAAUUAAGAUGACAAGCAAUUAGUAUGCUGCUAAUUAUAUAUAUUUAAAUGUGUUAUUGAGGAAUGCCGAUGCAUUUCCUAACAACUAACUAUUAAUUCCUUUUGACUAUGGAUUGUGAUUAAUGUCACACAAUCAUGCAUGUGUACGUACGUGCUACUAUGUAUGUCGUAUAAAAUCUCACUUAAUUUAAUGAGUAAAUUGUAGCAAUGAUCUUUCAAUUUU
Malus domestica (apple) is the source of this 2214-nucleotide messenger RNA. Its product is annotated as homeobox protein knotted-1-like LET6. NCBI's taxonomy places the organism in Eukaryota, Viridiplantae, Streptophyta, Magnoliopsida, Rosales, Rosaceae. Gene Ontology annotation, biological process: regulation of transcription by RNA polymerase II. Gene Ontology annotation, cellular component: nucleus. The record is from RefSeq and is a predicted model, not a curated record. Gene Ontology annotation, molecular function: RNA polymerase II cis-regulatory region sequence-specific DNA binding; DNA-binding transcription factor activity, RNA polymerase II-specific.